UUUACGUUAUUUUCUAUGCUAAUACUCCACUAUAUAGAAACAGAGCUACCCUUCUUCUUCAAUCCACACCACAAUCACAUAGCUCUUCUUCUCCAGUUUUCUCGCGUUGUUACCAAGCUAAGUAGAUCAGAUUUUCAACAUGGGUUUGAAGGAAGAAUUUGAAGAGCACGCUGAGAAAGCUAAGACAUUGCCCGAGAGUACCUCCAAUGAGAACAAGCUUAUUCUUUACGGGCUUUUCAAACAAGCCACUGUUGGCAAUGUCAACACAAGCCGUCCUGGCAUGUUCAACAUGAGGGACAGAGCAAAGUGGGAUGCAUGGAAGGCUGUUGAAGGAAAAUCCACUGAUGAAGCUAUGAACGACUACAUCACCAAGGUGAAACAGUUGCUGGAAGAAAGUGCUGCUUCAGCAUAAGGCUCUGCCAUCUAUGUUAAAUUUUAAUUGGACUAUGUAAUCAUAUUUCCCAAUUGCUUGUCUGAUUCUUAGUGUUACAGCAGGUGUAUACUUUUCCUGGCUGGGAAAAAAGAUUACUGCUAUAAGUAUGUUUGAACCUUUUCUAUCAAUAAUAAAUCCAAAAAAAAGUUUGAAUUUUGUUUCUUUA
Solanum dulcamara is the source of this 599-nucleotide messenger RNA. RefSeq names its product acyl-CoA-binding protein. Gene Ontology annotation, molecular function: fatty-acyl-CoA binding. The transcript is spliced from 4 exons. The coding region runs from base 140 to 412 and encodes 90 amino acids. The record is from RefSeq and is a predicted model, not a curated record. Lineage: Eukaryota; Viridiplantae; Streptophyta; Magnoliopsida; Solanales; Solanaceae. Gene Ontology annotation, biological process: fatty acid metabolic process.